CGGCGCGGGGCCCGACCUCUGAGCCCCCUCUCGGCCCCCGCCCCGCGCCGCCUGGCUCCCAGUCGCCCCCCGCCCCUGCAGUCCCCGGCCCUUCUCGCACCCAGGCGCCCACGUCUCCCCGCGCUGGGCGGGCCUUGGGCUCGGCGCGCGGCCCCUUCCCGUGGCUCCUCACUCAGGGCCUUGCCUGACCCUCUCUCACCCCCACGCUCUCCGUGCACUCCGGGCCGGGCUCUGGCCCGCCGCCUCCCGGGCCUCCCGCGCCCGGGGCCUUCCUCUGACAGCUCUCCCUGCACCCUAGUCCCCUCCCCGACCCCGCUCAGCCAGGCCUCACCCUGGUCUGACGCUCCAGGCCCUUCCGGGGCCCUCAGAUCUCCCUCUGAACCUCCACCUGCCCUUCCCCUGGACCCUCAGUGCCUUCCCACGCUUCUUCGUGGGACCCCGGACAUUCCCUAGCCUCCUGCGAGCAUCCAGACUUCCCAAACCAGAUGAGCAGACUGCAGGGCCCCCCAGUGUCCCAGGUGGCUUCUGAGUGGCUCAGGGCACGCCCCCCACCCACAGCUCUGUGGUGCCCUCGUGGUCUGCCAGAGGCAGCAUGGUCCAUGCAGCACCAUGGGGCCCGACAGAGUGACAGCCCGAGAACUGUGUGAGAACGACGACCUGGCCACCAGCCUCGUCCUGGACCCCUACCUCGGCUUCCGCACCCAUAAGAUGAAUGUCAGCCCUGUGCCCCCCCUGCGGCGACAGCAGCACCUGCGCUCAGCACUGGAAGCUUUCCUGAGGCAGCGGGACCUGGAGGCUGCAUACCGGGCCCUGACGCUGGGAGGCUGGAUGGCCCACUACUUCCAGAGCCGGGGCCCACGGCAGGAGGCUGCCCUCAAGAUCCACGUCUUUCGCUACCUCCGCUCCUUCCUGCCCGAAAGCGGCUUCACCAUCCUGCCCUGCACCCGCUACUCCAUGGAGACCAAUGGGGCCAAGAUCGUGUCCACGCGUGCUUGGAAGAAGAAUGAGAAGUUGGAGCUGCUGGUAGGCUGCAUCGCAGAGCUGCGGGAGGCAGACGAGGGGCUGCUGAGGGCGGGUGAGAACGACUUCAGCAUCAUGUACUCAACUCGCAAGCGGAGCGCACAGUUGUGGCUCGGCCCGGCUGCCUUCAUCAACCACGACUGCAAACCCAACUGCAAGGGACCAGAAGAAGACAGGAUGCAGGAGGUGCUGGUCAUUUGGCCUGGAGACCAUCAGUUUGUGCCUGCAGAUGGGAACACGGCUUGUGUGAAGGUACUGCGGGAUAUUGAGCCAGGGGACGAAGUGACAUGCUUCUACGGUGAGGGCUUCUUCGGGGAGAAGAAUGAGCACUGUGAAUGCUACACCUGUGAGAGGAAAGGCGAGGGAGCUUUUCGACUGCGGCCCAGGGAGCUGGAGCAGCCACCACAGCCCCUAGACAAGUACGAGCUCCGGGAGACCAAGCGACGGCUACAGCGAGGCAUGGACGGCAGCCGGCAGAACCUGCUGGGCUCUCGGGCCUGUCCCCAUCUGUCCUCACUGCACUGGGACCCAUUUUGUGCUGCCUGUCAGCCCCUGCACCUGCCGCCCUGCAGCCCCCGCCUGGACGUCUCACCCCUCUGGCUCCAGUGGCUGCCCAAGCCCCAGCCUCGAGUGCGCCCCCGGAAGCGCCGACGCCCUCAGCCCCGUCAGGCCCCUGUGCCCCCCACUGUCCGUGCUGCUUACAUCUCCCUGCACCGAUGGGGAGGCUGUGGCCCCCACUGCCGCCUGCGGGCUGAGGCCUUGGUGGCUCUGGACCUGCCCCCUCGCACCCACUGGGCCCCCCAGCAGGACUGGCACUGGGCCCGGCGCUACGGGCUGCCUUAUGUGGUGCGUGUGGACCUUAACCGUCUGGCCCCUGCCCCACCAGCCUCCCCUGCCCCAGCCGGUACCCUCGGCCCCAUCCCCAUCCCGAAGCAGGCCCUUGCCUUCGCCCCCUUUUCCCCACCCAAGCGCCUGCGGCUGGUGGUCAAUCAUGGCUCCAUUGACCUGGAUGUCAAUAGUGACGAGCCAUGAUGGGUCAGGCAGGAAGGCCAGACUGGGUAGGAGAGGUCUCUCUCCUAGGCUCCCCACCAGACCCAGAAGGAACCUCUUGAGAAGGAGCUGACCUUUGACUCCAGCACAGUUCUGACCCUGGGAGGGGGUUGGUUAGGUCAUACCCAGGGAUCUGAUCCCUGACCUUCUGACCUUCUGUGACUGCUACCCUGAGCCAGCCCCACCCAGCAGUGAGCCCUGGCCAUUUGCUGCCCUUGCCCCACUCAGGACCACAGGAGCCAUCCCCUUCCCUCAGCCCCUCCACCCCAGGGAGUGAAGCCAUAAGGGGAUGGGGACCACUCCAUGGCAUCUCCCCAGAAGCCCAGGCCUCAUGAGGAGGUGGAACUGACUCGGGGUGACCCUCCUAGAGACUGCCCCAUGAUGGGGAGUAGAUGUGCUCCUGGCUCUGCAGCUGUCUGAGGUCGGGGCAGGUUGGGGUGGGUGGUGUCUGGGGCUCAUCCUCCUCACCACCCCCACAGGUCUCAGGGAGGCCAGGUGCGACCUCAUCUUUCUCAUGGUGCUAUCCCUGGUGCUACUGGGGUGUGGGAGCCCCUCCCCUCCCCACACCAGAAUGGAGUAUGUUGGGGGAUUGGAAGCACUUGAACUUUUUAUUUUAUUUUAUUAAAAACCUUGUUAUAAGCAGUA
This is a messenger RNA of Sciurus carolinensis (gray squirrel), 2715 nucleotides long. It is a transcript of the gene Kmt5c, whose product is annotated as lysine methyltransferase 5C. The transcript is spliced from 10 exons. The record is from RefSeq and is a predicted model, not a curated record. Gene Ontology annotation, molecular function: protein binding; histone H4K20 methyltransferase activity. Gene Ontology annotation, cellular component: nucleus. The coding region runs from base 610 to 2052 and encodes 480 amino acids. Lineage: Eukaryota; Metazoa; Chordata; Mammalia; Rodentia; Sciuridae.